Messenger RNA from Tricharina praecox, 1154 nucleotides. RefSeq lists its product as uncharacterized. The transcript has 2 exons. Bases 174 to 671 code for a protein of 165 amino acids. Lineage: Eukaryota; Fungi; Ascomycota; Pezizomycetes; Pezizales; Pyronemataceae. Gene Ontology annotation, cellular component: membrane raft; late endosome membrane; Ragulator complex. Gene Ontology annotation, biological process: endosomal transport; positive regulation of TOR signaling; positive regulation of MAPK cascade. The record is from RefSeq and is a predicted model, not a curated record.
GAAUUCUAUAUCUCGGAGAAAGCCGUCCGGGGUUCCAUCUACCUAUCGCCCCCCGUCGUUCCCGUCAUUGCUCAACCUCCACCCAUCACACAACACCACAACACCACGCUCUCUCCCGUUUCCUUAAUUCUUCCACCUUUCAGUCCAAACCAACAAAACUAAACAUCGCGAGCAUGGGCGCCUGCGCAAGCUGCUUCGAAUCGUGCCUUGGCACCCGUCAAAAAGACGACCCGUCGCGCGCCGCGCUGCUCAACGACCCCACCGCCGCAGUGAACUACGGGUACAAUUCGGGCUAUCCGCCGUCGCCCACCGCCGUCGCCGUACAGGACCCGCAGCAGCUCCUCCACGAGCGCGAAUACCUCGACCGUCUCGUCGUCCAGACGUCCGAAAACUUAAUCGACAUCUUUGCGCCCCCGAUGCUCGCUGGCGCCCCGAGUUCAAUGAGUAUUACGCCCAGCAGCCGCGGCGAGUGGUAUCGUAACCUGCUGGAGCGCACUAGUCCUCCCGCGCCCGCGGUUGAGGUGCUGGUGCUGGGCGAGGCGAAGGAGGUCGAUGCCGAUGAGAGGGUGUGGUUGAGGGGCCUGCUGGAAAGGGGCGAGGAUGCGGUUAGAGAGCUGGCCAGGGUUAGGGAGGUCGGCGCGUUGGUCGUCGGUCUGGAUAUGGACAUGUGAGGCUGACGCGGAAGUACGAGCGGUGAUGGCCGCGCGAUGACAGUGGCCGGCGCUCGUAAUUUCCGCCUGAGAAUCCCGUCGGGGAAAGACUUGUGAUGCUACAGUCCGGUUUCUGAGGGAUAUGGUAAUAGUGGGAUAGCGGGGGAUAUGGACGUAAUUGGUCUUGAGUUUCUGCAUUUUGGGAAUAGGGGUGGGCAUGGAUGGAAGGGCGUGAAGGACAGGGAGGAACACAGGUUUGUGUAGGGUAUGGCGUUGUCUAUCGGGUUUCUUUUUCUUUUUUCUUUUUCACAUUUCCUCUCGCUAGGUGGAUUUCCUUUGUUUGUGCUGGUCUUGUUGGAUUUACUAAUUCUUAGGGUCUCAUUGAAGUGCUACGGCGCUUCACUUCAUUCUGUUUUCCAGUCUCGGGCUUGUCUUGUAGAUAGUCCUCUAUUCAUAUACUUAUGUCUCCAUGUCUUUGCGUUUGGACAUAGAGGUUCAGUGGGG